Closterium sp. Naga37s-1 is the source of this 2775-nucleotide messenger RNA. The record is from the annotation of a GenBank genome assembly. NCBI's taxonomy places the organism in Eukaryota, Viridiplantae, Streptophyta, Zygnematophyceae, Desmidiales, Closteriaceae.
GCCAUGCUAGUCCCAACCCAUACCGCAGGCUGCAGCAGCACGGCAGGCAGUACAGGGCGCUCACCCUGAUUGCAUCCACCGUUACUCCCUCCCUCGCCUCGCCUUCCUCCGCUCUGCCUCUCCUCCCGCCCUACCUGCCUCUGGCCUUCCUCACCCUCCUCGUCUCCUCCGCUCCCUCUGCUCUCCUCCGCACUCCCUCCCCCCCAUCUUCCCCCGUCUACCCUCCCUCUCAUCUCUCCCGCCUCCCUCUCCCCAAGCAGGGCACCCUGCGCGCCUUCCCCGGCGGGAACAGCAACGGCGGGUGCUACACGGUGCCUCUCCCCGCUGACGCGCGCUACCUGGUGCGCGUGGGCGUGGCCUACCGCAACUACGAUGGCUCCCUGCGCCCGCCCGCCUUCCACAUGGCCGUCAACGGGCUCAUUCUGAGGACGGUGGUGAUGGCGGUGUCAGAGCAGCAGUACCCGCUCUCCGCCUUCUACUCCGAGUUCGUCGCCUUCGCCCGCCAGGGCCGCAUCGCCGUGUGCUUCCUGCCGCUGCUGGGCGUGGUGGCGGCGCCCCCCCAGGUGAACUCGCUGGAGCUGCUGCCCGUGCACCCAAGGGACGUGGUGGUGGUGCCGCUGCUGCGCCACAACCUGGGCGCGACACGGAUGGUGGGUGGCGGGCCAGAAGGCGGGGCAGGGGACGUGGUUCCUGCGAUGCAGGAGGGCAGGAUGGGAGGGGGGGGGUGGGAGAGAGCAGCGGGAGGGACAGUGGGGAGGGUGGCGGAACUGGAAGGUGAAGAGGCGGAAGCAGCGAAUGGGGGAGGGUUGGAAGGAAGGGGACGGAAGGUGGGGCGGGCAGGUGCAUUGGCCGAGGGGGAGAGGGGGUUGCUGGAGGAGGGGGCGGGGAAGGAGCAAGAGGGCGGAAUGGGGGAGGUGGGAUGGGCGGAGGAGGACAGCGCAUACAGGGUGUGGGGGCGCGACUUAGCUCCUGCAUGGGGCGCCGUGCCUGGUUCCGUGGCUCUGCAGUCGGAUGUUAGUAGUGGUGCCAGUGGUGGCAGCAGCAGCAGCAGCAGCAGCAGUAGCAGCAGCAGCAGCAGCGUUGGGACGAAUACAACACUGACGGGUAGCAGCAAUUGGGUUGCACGUGGGCAUCCGUUCAACGUGUCGGCGUGGGAGGGAGCAGUGGAGGAGAGGGCAGGCCAGGGGCGAGAGAAAAGUGGGGGCGAGCAGCCGGAGUGGGGGGGCAGGAGAGGAGGAGGGCUGGUGUGCUGGGCCAACAGCAACAGAGGUGGCGGCAGCAGCAGUGGGGAGUCAGAGACAUGUGUGGGGUCGGUGGGGUUCGCAGUGCGACUAGAUCCGGUGAAUCUGCUGGACGUGCUCUGCCUGCACUUCUUCUUCGCCGAGCUCGACCCCCUCGUGCGCCCCGGUGACCGGCGCUUUGACAUCCGCCUGGGCGCCAUGAGCGUGCUGGGCGUGGGGCAGGGGCAGGGGGAGAGGGAGGGGGAGGUGGGGGACGAGAAGGGGGAAGAGGAGGGAGGGGAUGAGCGGAAGGGAUGGAAGUGGGGCAAGACAAACGGCGGAGGGAAGAGGGAGAUGGAGAGGGGAGAGGAGGGAGGAGAGGAGGGGAUGAUGAGGGAGAGGGAAAUGGAUGAGGAGGAGAGAGCAGGUACUGAGGGAGGCACAGCAAGUGGUGACGGGGAGGCAGCAAGCAGCAGAGGCGCGGUUAGAUGGCUGGGGCGCGGGGAGAGGCUUCAAAGGCUGAGCGCUGGCAUGGGCAUGGAGGGGAGUGAUGUGGAGGUGAAUGCAGGGAGGGCGGUUGGGGAAGAGGAGGGCGCAGGGGCGGAAGUGAUGGAAGGGCACAUGAUGGGCACUGGGAGGGAGAGCGAGGAGGAUGCAAGUAAUGCCCGAAGAAAGCUCUUUGGGGAAUGGGAAGAAAUUAGAGCAAGAAGGGGUAGUGUUUGGGGGAAUGCGGGUAAUGAGAGCACGGGAAAGAAGCAGCACUCCUCUAGGGCAUGGAGGAGGAAGGGCGAGAGCGGAGGGGAAGGGAAGAGGAGGGGAAGGAGGAGGAGGGUGGGAGUGGAGCACAUAGCACACACGGGGUUGGACGGGCGGAAGCCGGUGGUGCAUGGCAACGUGGUGCUGGACGCCCUCAAGAGCGUCAGUGAGAGUGGUGAGUUUGGCACGGGUGGCGGCGUGGGCACGCCCGUCAACUGGUACCGCAACUUCCUCGACUUCCGCCUCGGCGAGUUCCUGUUCGGCCCGCAGCCGCGCCCGUGGAAGCAGGAGCGCCUGCAGCUGCUACGGUCCAAGCAACCGCAGGUGCUGGGGCACUGGGAGGGGCAGCAUGAGAAGCAGGCGGAGGAGCAGAUAGAAGAGGGGGAGGAUGUGUUUGAUGGGAGCAACCCGCUGUUCGCCCGGGACUGGAGCCGGACAGGCUUUGACAUCCUGGUGGCGGCCAACGGGUCGCAUGACCGCGCGGUGGUGGUGCAGCUGUGCUUCAACUUCACACGCUACGCGCAGCAGUACGGCCCCGCCCUCGCCCUGCUGCUCUCCCCCAUGCGCGGCUCCAAGCAGCCGCCGCUGCUGGUGGGCGUUGAGGUGGUGGAGAUGGUGAGGACGCCCCCUGGCGGCCAUGUGCCCCGCGGCUACCUACCGAACGACAUAGCAGCCGUGAUAGUGCUGCUCGCCCUCGCCUACUUCGCCCUCAAGCUCGCCCCGCACUGCCGUGCCUCUGCCUCUCACUUCCCCUCCGCACACCUCCCCUUCACACGCGUCCUCCCGGGACCCAUUAAAG